CCGGAUGUAAACACGCUGUGUUUCCGGCACCUGGAGAGUCCACUGAACGGAGAUGGCGAGCGGUGGAGUUUCGGUUGCUUCGCUUUGGACCGAAGUGAACCGCUGCGGACAGAAUGGAGACUACACAAGAGCCCUCAAAGCUCUCACUAAAAUUUUGCACGAAAACAGGGACGAUGUGACGGCCUUGCACUGUAAAGUGGUUUGCCUUAUCCAGAAUGGGAGCUUCAAAGAGGCGCUGAAUGUCAUGAACACCUACUCAAAGGUGCUCGGCAGUGAGGUUGUGUUUGAGAAGGCGUAUUGCGAGUACCGGCUGAACAGAGUGGAGAGUUCCCUGAAGACCAUCGAAAGUGCUCCUGAGCAGACGGACAAGCUGAAGGAGCUUUACGGUCAAGUGCUGUACAGGCUGGAGCGCUACAGUGAGUGCAAGACUAUCUACACUGAUCUGAUCAGGAACUCCCAGGAUGAGUACGAGGAGGAGAGGAAGACCAACCUUGCUGCUGUGGUGGCCGCGAUGAGUCAGUGGGAGAAGGCUCAGAUGGAAGAUCUGGGUCUGCCCGAGUCAACGUAUGAGCUCUGUUACAAUGCUGCCUGUGCUCUGAUUGGCCAAGGAAAGCUUACAGAGGCCCUCAAUAAACUACAGCAAGCAGAAGAGCUCUGCAGAGUCUCGCUGGCAGAUGAUUCUGAUGUGACUGAGGAGGACAUCCAGUCGGAGCUGGCUGUCAUCCAUUCUCAGAUGGCGUACAUCAUGCAGUUACAGGGUCGGACAGACGAGGCUCUGCAGCUCUACAACCAGGUCAUCAAGCUUAAGCCAUCUGACGUGGGGCUGCUCGCUGUGACUGCCAACAAUAUCAUCACCAUAAACAAGGACCAAAACGUGUUUGACUCAAAGAAAAAGGUGAAGCUGACGAACGCCGAAGGUGUCGAAUACAAGCUGGCAAAGAAGCAGCUGCAGGCCAUCGACUUCAACAAAGCUCUGCUGGCCAUGUACACCAACCAGGCCGACCAGUGCAGGAAGCUGUCGUCCAGUCUUCAGGCUCAGAAUCCAGGACAUCCGCGGCCGGUCCUCAUCCAGGUGGCUCAGCUGUGCAGGGAGAAGCAGCACAGCAGGGCCAUAGAGCUGCUCCAGCAAUUCUCCGAUCAGAAUCCAGAGAGCGCGUCCGGCAUCAAACUGACAAUGGCACAACUCUAUUUAGUACAAGGUCAUGUGACAAAAGCCUGCGACGUCCUGAGGUCCAUUGAAGAGUUCAAGCACAAACCGGGGAUGGUUUCAGCUCUGGUAACGAUGUACUCCCACGAAGAAGACAUCGACAGCGCCAUCGACGUUUUCAAACAAGCUAUCGAGCAUUACCUGUCUGAACAGCCUGGAUCUGCUACACAUUUGGCUCUCGUAAGAGAAGCAGCCAACUUCAAACUGAAGUACGGACGGAAAAAAGAAGCCAUCAGUGACCUGGAGCAGCUGUGGAAACAAAACACCAAGGACAUCCACACACUGGCACAACUCAUCUCUGCGUAUUCUCUAGUGGACACGGAUAAGGCCAAAUCGCUCAGCAAACACCUACCGUCUGCAGACACCAUGUCUUUCAACGUGGACGUGGACGAGCUGGAGAAUUCCCACGGAGCCACAUACGUCAGGAAAAAAGCCGCUAAAGUCGUCGGAGAAAACCUUCCCAAAGAACAAGGCCAUGGCGAGAUCAAAAAGAAGAGGAAGAAAAAGAAAGGAAAACUACCCAAGAACUACGACCCCAAAACGACCCCCGACCCUGAGAGGUGGCUGCCCAUGAAGGAGCGCUCCUACUACAGAGGCAAGAAGAAGGGAAAGAAGAAGGAGCAAAUAGGAAAAGGCACACAGGGAGCAACGGCAGGGGCUUCGGCCGAGCUGGAUGCCAGCAAAACCGCCAGUAGCCCCCCUACCUCGCCGAGACCAGGAUCUGCAUCUGGUUCUUCUACGGCCCCCGCCAGCAGCGUGGUCCCCCCACGACAGCAGAAACCUUCAUCCUCAGGUGCCACCCGCAAGAAAGCACCACAAAAGAAGAAGAAGGGGGGCAAAGGAGGCUGGUAGUCAGAGGAGAGGAAGAAGGCCGUCUGCGUCUGAAAAAUCUGCUUUUUUUUUUUCUUCUUCUUCUUUUUUAAAGUUCAGUUUGAUUUUAUUUUUUUCUGUUUCGGUCAUUAAUCCAAAAUCCUCCAAGAUCAUUAAUCUGAUAUUUCAGAAGGAGAGAUUUAAAGAGCAGUUCCACUGAAAUGUCCUUUUUUUGCUCUGCAGAAGCAGCGCUUGUGUUUGCACUGAAGGAAGAAUACCACCGAUACAUAUGUUUCCAUUAAAGGUGCUUUGACUUGUGUUUGCUGCAUAUUUCUGUGUUUUUAUCCCGAAACAAACUUCUGAUCAAUUAAAUAUGAAUUUAAUGUUUAAAUCAUGUCACUCGCUGAUAUUUAGAUCAUUUUAUGCGACCUUACAUUUUCAGUCAUGUAUGAAGAAACUCACUUCACUGUUGUCUUUAUUGCGUUUUUAAGCGUUUACUCUUAGAAACAGCCAGUUUCUCAGCACAGUGAGGACACCUGUAAACCUGCUUUUGCAGAGCAACUUUUGAUUUUAGGGAACGGUGCUUAAACCUGUCGAGUCUCAGUAUUAGGAUAUCAAGCUCCACCUACAGGUUCUUUAGUGUUUCCAUUAUUUUCAGUUAGCUGCAGUGAACUAACAUAUUUAUUUUUGAAUCUGUGUUGGUCUGAAUUCAAGCUAAAGGAUUUUCAUUCUGUCAGAUGCAUGUUUCAGAAAGACACUAUUUUGGCCAAACAGGCUUCCAUUUUGUUAAGUCUCAAUAAAACUCUGAACAGCGAA
Molecule: messenger RNA, 2833 nt
Organism: Archocentrus centrarchus (flier cichlid)
Lineage: Eukaryota; Metazoa; Chordata; Actinopteri; Cichliformes; Cichlidae
Gene: srp72
Product: signal recognition particle 72
Exons: 19
Coding region: 53-2059 (668 amino acids)
Biological process (GO): SRP-dependent cotranslational protein targeting to membrane
Cellular component (GO): signal recognition particle, endoplasmic reticulum targeting
Molecular function (GO): ribosome binding; protein binding; 7S RNA binding
Source: RefSeq, a predicted model, not a curated record